Molecule: messenger RNA, 5703 nt
Organism: Podarcis lilfordi (Lilford's wall lizard)
Lineage: Eukaryota; Metazoa; Chordata; Lepidosauria; Squamata; Lacertidae
Source: the annotation of a GenBank genome assembly
AGUCAGACCAUCGGACCUGGUACGCCAUCCUGGCCUUGUUGGCCGCCUGCCUCUUCCUUCUCACCGCCGCCAUAGGACUGGGGGUCCGAUGUGAGUAGCAGGUGCCCCCUGCACAAGCCCAUUGACCUGAUAAAUGGGGGAGGGGGGAAAUGUCUGUGAACCACCCUGAGAUCUUUUGAUAAAGGGCAGCAUAUAAAUUUAAUAAAUAAAAUAUAAUAAGUGUUGCAGGCAUUUGAUGCAGAGCUUACCCUGGAGCUUGGGCUGAGAGAGGGUCUGCCUGGUGCCCUCCAGGUAGUGUUAAACUCCAGUUCCCACCAGUCCCAACCUGCAUGCUCAGUGGUCAGGUUCAAGGGGAGCUGGAGCUUCACAUCAGGAGAGUACCUCACUGUCUCCUCGGAUGUGUUGUUGUUGUUGUUGUUGUUGUUGUUGUUGUUGAGUCGUUUAGUUGUGUCCGCCUCUUUGUGACCCCCUGGACCAGAGCACGCCAGGCACUCCUGUCUUCCACUGCCCUCCUCAUGUUGGUAGCCUCGAGACCACGGCCCCACCAUCUCAUCCCCUUCUCCUUGUGCCUUCCAUCUUUCCCAAUAUCAGGGUCUUUUCCAGGGAGUCUUCUCUUCUCAUGAGGUGGCCAAAGUCUUGGAGCCUCAGCUUCAGGAUCUGUCCUUCCCGUGAGCACUCAGGGCUGAUUUCCUUCAGAAUGGAGAGGUUUGAUCUUCUUGCAGUCCAUGGGACUCUCAAGAGUCUCCUCCAACACCAUAACUCAAAACUCCCCUGAUGUAUACCCCCCCUUUGUAUCUCUCUGAGCAGCCUGCCUUUGGGCUCCCGCAGUGGAGCCUGGCUCCCCUCUGCCAUGCUGCCUGCCUGGCACCUGAAGCUCCCUCCUCCUCCUCCUCCUCCUCCUCCUCCUCCUCCUCCUCCUCCUCUCAUGUUGCCCCUGCUUGUGCUCUGCAGACUGGCAGGUCUCACAGCAGCUGCAGCAGGCGACUGAAGAUGGCAGUGCCCUGGAACGGAGAAUGGGCUCCCAGGAGGGCAGCCUGGCCCAGACCCAGGCCCAGCUGGAAGAGGCCCAGGAGGAGCUCCACUCCACCAACGGGACCCUCUGGAGCUGCCUGGCUGCUGAGAAGAGGACGCAGGAGCAGCUGAGGCAAGCCAACCAGAGCCUGAUGCUCACGCAGCAGGAGAAGGAGAAGCUGCAGCAGGAGAAGGAGGAGCUACAACGGGAUAAGGAAGAGCUGGAACAGGAGAAAGAGCAGCAGCAAGAGGACAAAGCAAUGCUGCAGGAGGAGAAGGAGACCAUUCAGCAGCAGUUGGAGGAGAUGGAGGGGAAACUGGAGCUACUUAUAACUUGCCAACAGAAGGGUAUGUCCGUUGCAUUCAGAUCAGGAGGCUGGCUGGGCAGGCUCCCUGCGCACCGUAUUCUAUCACCUGCCUCUCAGGUGGUGGAAGAGGAUUGGGAUCAUACAGGGCAGGGUGGCCCAACCUCUCAGAGCGCGUGGGCUGCAAGAGUACACACUGAAUUAGAUUUCCAUACUGUAUAUUAAAGUAUUCACAAUAUAAUCAAUAUUUUUUAAUGUACACAAUUACAGUUGUACUUUGGAUCUCUAACGCCUUGACUCCCGAACAAAUCGGCUCCCAAACGAUCGAAACUCAGAAGUGAGUGUUCUGGUUUUUGAACGUUUUUCAGAAACCAAACGUCCAACAUGGCUUACACAGUUUCCAAUUGGCUGCAGAAGCUUCCUGCAGCCAAUUAGAAGCCAAGCUUUGCUUUCCGAACGUUUUGGAAGUCGAACGGAACAGAUUCUGUUUGACUUCCAAGGUACGACUGUAAUAUGUUUAAUUAAAUAUAUAUAAUUAAAUACACAUUUAAUACACACUCAAUAGAUUUAGUGUAUUUAUUUAUUUAUGAAACAAAUAAAUAGAAAUACAAAUAAAAUACACAAGUAUUUCCUGGUUGCUGGGCAGGGCAGGAUUCAGACAGCUGAUGAAAGGAGGAACAGCAGCUGGGAAGGGUCUGGGCCAGCCGGCUUAGGAGCCCGGUCAGCAAGGAGCCCUUGCCUCUGGCACAGCACACUGGCCUUUGCCCCCAAGUGCCACACCAGCCAAAGCACUUCCUGCAGACCCCACCCCCACCUUCACAUGGAGAGAGGCAGGUCCUAUGGAGGCCAGGACCCCCUGCUCCAGUCUCUCCACUGGAUUCCUGUGCAGGCGGCACUAUGUCUAUGAUGGCACAGCCUGCUGCCCACCUACAGAGGAGCACCUGCAGACUCCCUGGCAGGGGCCCUUACACUCCUUGCCCACCUGCCAAAGCCCUGGCUCUGUCUGGGAAUACAUGUGAAAAGUGUCCCCUUCCCCAUCCAGCCUGAGACUCACUUCUCUUUGGUGUGGGCACCAUUAUCCACGUCACCCACGACACCCCCUCUUCCUCUCAUAGAUUCUCAGCCCAUUGACUGGGGACAGACAGGGCCCCACCAGAGUGGGUCCCAUCCUAAGGCAGCCUGAGACCACGUGGCUUUCAGCUGAACACCUUCCCUUGACUUUCCCUUGCCUUCUCCAGCUUGCUGUCCCCAAGAAUGGAAGUUAUUCGGGUGGAAAUGCCUGUGGAUUUCACCUUCAUGGGGAAUGAAGAGUUGGCAGGAAAGCCAGAAAGACUGCAAGUGGAAAUCAUCUCAGCUGCUUGUUUUGAAGCCCUGGAGUGCAAAAGAACUAUGGGAUGCCACAGACAUUGAUAAGGUAAUACCUUUGGGGUGCAAAUGCCUCAGACUUUAAGGAAGGGGCUUCUGGGGCUGGGGAGUCAAGUCCAGAGUCUAACCGUUACAGAUCAUGAAGAAAUAUCCACCAGGACAGAUAACCCCUUGAUUUCUCAGUGCAGAUGCAACCCCCCCCCCAUGAACUAGAAGGGGUACCAUGGCACAUUCUGUGUGGGGUUCGCAGCCAUGUGAGCCAAGACUACCAACUUUUAUUUUACUGUAGCUUAGAAGUAUUUAUCAGCAUACUAUAUUUGCUGUAAAUGCUGCCUGCACUGAAAUGUGAGUAAACGGUUUUUUAAAAAAAUAAUACUAAAAACAUGUAAUUCAGUCUCUGAAACAGAUGUGAACAAGGGGAAGGUCAGCAGACCACAAAUAAAAGGGGAUAGAAAUGUAUAACUGCCUUAUUCCUAAACUUCAGUAAGCUGCAAAAACAUUUAAGUGUUUUAUUCUGCUAAAAAGGCUUCACAUCCCAUUUCCGUUUUUUAUUUUGCCCACACAUGUGGGAUAGAAGGUUUUAAAUUUCACUUUACAGAAUUAAUCCUCAAUUCAUAUCUUCUGCAUUCUGGACCUGGGUCUUCUUCCAGACCACUCUGCACCAGAGCAAGGUGUGUGCUGGGGUGACCAUAGGCCGGAAGCCAACCAGGGCACCGGAUUUUGGAGUAUCUAGUUGCCCCAUAGCCAGCUAGAGAAAAAGCAAAUUUUCCUCCUACUCUCUAGUUUCCUGUAGACUCUAAUUAACUGUAUUGCUUUUAUAUAAGAACCUCUUAAAAAGUGAGAAGGGAAAGUCUCAUUGGGGAGGAGGUCUUUCUCCAUGAACAUUUUAUUCUUUUUCUUAGAAAACUCAAUACUGGAUUGGACUUGAAAAAGACCGGCAAUCAGAAUCCUGGAAAUGGGUUGAUGGUACGGGCUAUGAAGGGUGAGUGGAAGAGAGAGGGUCCCUUUGCUACCCAUUAAAUCAGAUUUGCUUGGGCUGAACAGAGCAGAGUUCCUCCUACAGCCACCCCUGGAAUCUGCAGCCUUUCUCCUUCUUAUAGGGCUUAGCCUCACAAAACCCUUCCCUUUAUCAAUGAAAACAAUUCUGUGGAAAACCUGAAUUGACAUUUGCUCUGAUUCACUGGUAAAGAUCCAGUUUUCCUGGGGAAAGCAGCAGGGCAAAAAAAGACUUUGCCUGUCCCUGUUUUGGACGGAUCUGGAUUCUCCUCCCAGAAGAUAUUUUGCAGCCCCCAAACAGGCUCCUCCUAAACUGGCCACCACUGACAAUUCAGAUUCUGCAAAACGUGGCUGGUGCAAAUGAGGGCAGCCCCACAGAGACUCAUUUUGGGGUGGCUGGGAGAACUUAUCAUUACUUACUUACUUACUUACUUACUUACUUACUUACUAUACCGCCCCAUACCCUGUUAUGGAAAAAAUCUGGGUGCAAGUUUACUCCACUGCCCAGCUCAUUGGGGUGCCACUCCCCGUGGGUUUCUCCUGGUCAGCAAAAGAAGGAAUCUCCAGACAAGUUAAAGAAGCAACAGAGGUCAGUGGAGCUGAUCUUUAUUGUUGCAACAAGGUUCAAACACACAGAGCAGGAACCCCGAGCAUGGGGUUGCAUGGACUUUUAAGACCUCCCCCCACCCUCCAAUAGUACAUUUCCAGAUACAUCACCAGUGUGUGUCACCAAGAAGGAGGGGUAACAGGAGUCCCCAACAACUUCUAAGUACCCACCACCAAGAGAACAAUAGAACUACCAUAUUUACACCUAUCCUUGCCCUCUGGGCUUUCCUGAAGAUGGGCUAUGUCAGGGGUCAGCAAACUUUUUCAGCAGGGGGCCAGUCCACUGUCCCUCAGACCUUGUGGGGGGGAUGGACUAUAUUUUGGGGCAAAAAAAUGAAUGAAUUCCUAUGCCCCACAAAUAAACCAGAGAUGCAUUUUAAAUAAAAGGACACAUUCUACUCAUGUAAAAACACACUGAUUCCCAGAUCAUCUACAGGCAAGAUUUAGAAGGCGACUGGGCCGGAUCUGGCCCCCAGGCCUUAGUUUACUUACCCAUGGGCUAUGUGAACACCUAGCUUCAGCAGACCCCAUCAACGGAUAUCUGUCUGGUCCAUUGUUAUCGUUUUCCCACUUCCUGGGGAGAGGCAAGGAGUACCUGACCUUAUGCUUAAGGGAUUAUGGCGGCAGGGGAGCCCUGGAUUCCCCUCUUCCAGAGGACCCAUUAGCCAUUGGAACCAAGGAAAUGGGUUAAACUGUUAAAUUUUGGCCUAUUAUUUGAUUCUAUAUUGGAUAGUCAGAAGAAACAAUACAAUACAUGGUAUCCACUUAUUGCUACAAUUUUAUAGACUACUUUUCUGAGCUUCUUUGCUGUUGUGUAUGUCUGGUGCCUGUGACAACGGUCAUUGUCCUGGCCUUAGUUAGAGGCUGUGGUGGGGACUUGGGAUUUGGGGGGAGUAGUUUAACUGCCCCCUGAAGGUCUCAGGGCGGUUCAUGUAAAAUAUCACAUAUAUAAAAUCAAAAUCAAAACAAUAACUCAAUAGCCCCCCCCCCAAAAAAAGAGCCAGCAUUUUUAAAAAGGGUAUAGGAUGUAGAUCAGGCAAAGGCCUGCUUAAAAAGGAACAUUUUCUCCUGGCGCCUAAAGGUGCACAAUGAAGGUGCCAGGCGAACUUCCCUGGGAAGAGCAUUCCACAGACAGGGAGCCACUGCAGAGAAGGCCCGUUCCCAUGUUGCCACCUUCCAGACCUCUCAAGGAGGAGGCACAUGAAGAAGGGCCUUAGAUAAUGAUGAAUGGCGAGGAGGGAUUUGGGCUUUUUGCCUUGACUGUCAUCUUUGUUUUUCUAGAACUGAAAAUAUUGUGACUUCUUGUGGUUACCACAGCACCUGCGCUCAAAUGAGCAACGGAGCCCUACAAAGGUGUUACUGUGCAACGAAAACCAGAUACAUCUGCGAGAUGAACGCUCAAUAUCCACAGCCAGUGUGA